GACCCGCCCAGCCACUGCGCGGACAUCAACCAGGAAAAAAACAAACAUCUCACGUAGCUACAGCGCAUCAGACCUGAGUCUUGCAGGGACCUCAAUGCUCAGUCGAAGCGGCACUGCAGAUGCGAGGCCAAUCACGAGCUCGCGGUUGAAGAAGGUGUUGAAAAACGAGGCAAAGAACGCCCCCAUUACACCAACGGAUGAGAAGAUUCUGGAGCUGAUGUACAUGAAGGGGGAAGGAGAGAAGAUGGAGGCGAGGGAGAGGCAGCUGCGGGAGAUACAGUGGGAGCGGCAGAAACAGGAGGCUGAGGCGAUACGACUGGCGGGCGAGAUGAGGCGCAGACGUAUGCUGGCUGAGGAGAACCGAAUCCAGAAGUUGAAGAAGUGUGAAGCAGAACUGCAGCAUAAAGCUGAAGAACAGAGGCUGCAGGAGAAGCAGGAGCAGCUUCUCAACGAGACCAGUCGACGAUGGAGGACUCGCUACCUGACCGUACAGAAAACACAAGCGUUGAAAAGUAUCGAAAAAGUCGAAAAGGAGCAGCUCAAGAAGAGAAUUCAAGAAAACAAUGUGAGGGCAUUAGAGGCAGAAGAGGAGGAAAUGAAGGAACUCGUUCGACAAAAACAGGGCCGACAGAUUCUGACGGCCGCUCAAAAAAAAGAGGCUAAACUUCUAGAGGAAUCUAUGCGUGUGAUGAUGAAUAACAGAAGUGAACGACGAAACUUUGAAGACCGGUGGAAUAGUUUAUUGAAAGACACGCAGGAGAGUAUUGACCUCUUGCUGGAAUCUAUGAAUGCCAAAGACCAGAAGCAUAAAUCCAAGUAUGAGCAGUUACAACAGAGGCGUGAGAAUGAAAUCACCUUGAACAGACUGGAUCGAGAGAAGCGCGCCCUACAGGCAAAGCUCUCACAGCAGCAACAUGAGAACGAGAUGGAAGAGUGGAGGGACAACAUCAUGUCCUCACGAGAAAUUGCUGAGCGUCAUGCGACUGAGACCCUGGCGGAGACUAUUGAGAGGAAGGCUCGUAAAGCACACGAGGAGAGAGUCAGGAAAGAGAAGGAGCAACAGAAAAACAUUAAAAAAAUCCACCAGGAAAUCUCACAAUGGAAGAAAAGUCAAGAGUCUCUAAUACAGCUGAAGGACAAAAAAUCAGAUCUUAUACAACAGGAGAAAGAGCUUACUAUUCAGCAGUCAAGGCAUGUCGCGGCAUCAGGACAGAAGCUAAGAGACUCUCUAAGAAACAAGCUGGGAGGUGAAACUUUCGACAAGAUGGCCAUGAAGGCGGAAAUGUACAACAAGUUUGAAAUGGGGAAUACUUUCUUCUCUGCAGAGAAAAACACCUCGCAUGUAAAGCUGCAUUAAUACUAGCUAAAAUAUAAAAUUAGCGUUGUAAAACUCUAGUAAAGAAACGAUGACAUUAUUUGCUCUUCAGAGAAAAAAACAGCUGGGAUGUAAAUUGCAUUAUUUCAAGGGAAAUUCUGAAAUAAGUCAAAUGAAAUUAAAUACAGCUUUUUUUCCUUCAGAGAAAAACAGCUCGCAUGAAAAUUUAUUUUUGCU
Dreissena polymorpha is the source of this 1552-nucleotide messenger RNA. RefSeq names its product trichohyalin-like. The transcript has 10 exons. Bases 95 to 1357 code for a protein of 420 amino acids. The record is from RefSeq and is a predicted model, not a curated record. Lineage: Eukaryota; Metazoa; Mollusca; Bivalvia; Myida; Dreissenidae.